Acanthoscelides obtectus is the source of this 612-nucleotide messenger RNA. NCBI's taxonomy places the organism in Eukaryota, Metazoa, Arthropoda, Insecta, Coleoptera, Chrysomelidae. The record is from the annotation of a GenBank genome assembly.
UCUCACUACUCGUCUAUUUGGCAAGUACGCCAAUACUUGUCUCUUUGUCAAGUACAUCAAGGUUGAACUCACUUUUUCAAUUACGACGCUCUCACUACUCCUGUAUUUCGCAAGUACGCUAAUAUUUGUGUAUUCGGCAAGUACAGCCGGUUUCGUCGCCUAUCGGGCCUCAGUAUUAACUUUGUUUCUAUCAUGGACGGUCGCGUUGUCGCUGCAGCAGCGUUUGUGGUAUUGAGUGGCUGCAUAAGAAGAACUAAAGCUCAUCAAGCUCAGAAGGCAAAAGAAAAAGAUGGUGGAUGACUUCUUUGAACAGAAGUCGAGAGAGGUACAAUGCCUCCAUGAUGAUAGAGGACCUGAUUCGAGAACCGUCAGGAAUGCUAGAUAAUUUCUUGCGAAUGUCCUACAACGACUUCGUAUUUCUACUGAAUAAAGUGGGACAUAUGAUAGAGAAAAAAGAUACUCGGAUGAGAAAGGCAAUUCCAGUUAAGGAAAGGUUCUGCGUUGCGCUCAAGUUCUAUGCUAGUGGAGACAGUUUUAUGAGUUUGUCGUAUCCCAAUGUGUUUUAGACAUUUUCGAUGCAUUGAUUAGCAUUCUCAAGGAUCAAAUAAAAGU